Molecule: messenger RNA, 2660 nt
Organism: Symphalangus syndactylus (siamang)
Lineage: Eukaryota; Metazoa; Chordata; Mammalia; Primates; Hylobatidae
Gene: NASP
Product: nuclear autoantigenic sperm protein
Biological process (GO): DNA replication-dependent chromatin assembly; CENP-A containing chromatin assembly
Cellular component (GO): nucleoplasm
Molecular function (GO): histone binding
Source: RefSeq, a predicted model, not a curated record
CGCGGGGUCUCUAAUCUGCCAUUUUCUGUCCCUGAGUGAGUCUCUGGCGUUCCAAAUUGCCUGUUUUUCUCGCAGGCUCUAUUCCGUUCGCUGGUUCGCCACCUCAGGGGAACGAUGGCCACGGAGUCCACAACCACUGCCGCCGUCGCCGCGGAGCUGGUUUCUGCCGACAAAAUUGAAGAUGUUCCUGCUCCUUCUACAUCUACAGAUAAAGUGGAGAGCAACCAUUAAUCUGCUUUCUGUCACUGAAGAUGGGUUGCAUUUUGUAGAAUAUUAUCUAAAUAGAAUCAUACAUCUGGAUGUGGAUAGUGAAGCUAAGAAACUACUGGGUUUAGGACAGAAACAUCUGGUGAUGGGGGAUAUUCCAGCAGCUGUCAAUGCAUUCCAGGAAGCAGCUAGUCUUUUAGGUAAGAAGUAUGGAGAGACAGCUAAUGAGUGUGGAGAAGCCUUCUUUUUCUAUGGGAAAUCACUUCUGGAGUUGGCAAGAAUGGAGAAUGGUGUGUUGGGAAACGCCUUGGAAGGUGUGCAUGUGGAAGAGGAAGAAGGAGAAAAAACAGAAGAUGAAUCUCUGGUAGAAAAUAAUGAUAACAUAGAUGAGGAAGCAAGGGAAGAGUUGAGAGAACAGGUUUAUGACGCCAUGGGAGAAAAAGAAGAAGCCAAAAAAACAGAAGACAAGUCUUUGGCAAAGCCUGAAACUGAUAAAGAACAGGACAGUGAAAUGGAGAAGGGUGGAAGAGAAGAUAUGGAUAUAAGUGAAUCUGCAGAGGAGCCGCAGGAAAAAGUUGACUUGACUCUAGAUUGGUUAACUGAAACCUCUGAAGAGGCAAAAGGAGGAGCAGCACCAGAAGGACCGAAUGAAGCUGAGGUCACUUCUGGGAAGCCAGAACAGGAAGUACCAGAUGCUGAGGAAGAAAAAUCAGUUUCUGGAACUGAUGUCCAAGAAGAGUGCAGAGAAAAAGGAGGUCAGGAGAAGCAGGGAGAGGUAAUUGUGAGCAUAGAGGAGAAGCCAAAAGAAGUUUCAGAAGAGCAGCCUGUGGUGACUCUAGAAAGGCAGGGCACUGCAGUGGAGGUAGAAGCAGAGUCUUUAGACCCGACAGUCAAGCCAGUGGAUGUGGGUGGGAAUGAGCCAGAGGAAAAGGUAGUUACCUCUGAAAACAAGGCAGGAAAGGCGGUUCUUGAACAACUGGUAGGUCGAGAAAUGCCACCUGCUGAAGAGUCACCAGAGGUGACAACAGAGGCUGCAGAGGCCUCAGCUGUAGAGGCUGGAUCAGAAGUCUCUGAAAAGCCUGGGCAGGAGGCUCCAGUUCUCCCUAAGGAUGGUGCAGUCAAUGGACCGUCAGUUGUAGGAGAUCAGACUCCUAUUGAACCACAGACUUCUAUAGAAGGACUGACAGAAACAAAAGAUGGCUCAGGACUAGAGGAGAAGGUCAGGGCAAAGCUGGUUCCUAGUCAGGAGGAGACUAAGCUGUCUGUAGAAGAGUCUGAGGCAGCUGGAGAUGGGGUUGAUACCAAGGUAGCCCAGGGAGCUACUGAGAAAACACCUGAAGACAAAGUUCAGAUAGCUGCUAAUGAAGAGACACAAGAGAGAGAAGAACAGAUGAAAGAGGGUGAAGAAACUGAAGGCUCAGAAGAGGAUGAUAAAGAAAAUGAUAAGACUGAAGAAAUGCCAAACGAUUCAGUCCUUGAAAACAAGUCUCUUCAAGAAAAUGAGGAGGAGGAGAUUGGGAACCUAGAGCUUGCCUGGGAUAUGCUGGAUUUAGCAAAGAUCAUUUUUAAAAGGCAAGAAACAAAAGAAGCACAGCUUUAUGCUGCCCAGGCACAUCUUAAACUCGGAGAAGUUAGUGUUGAAUCUGAAAACUAUGUGCAAGCUGUGGAGGAGUUCCAGUCCUGCCUUAACCUGCAGGAACAGUACCUGGAAGCCCACGACCGUCUCCUUGCAGAGACCCACUACCAGCUGGGCUUGGCUUAUGGGUACAACUCUCAGUAUGAUGAGGCAGUGGCACAGUUCAGCAAAUCUAUUGAAGUCAUUGAGAAGAGAAUGGGUGUACUAAACGAGCAGGUGAAGGAGGCUGAAGGAUCGUCUGCUGAAUACAAGAAAGAAAUCGAGGAACUAAAGGAACUGCUACCUGAAAUUAGAGAGAAGAUAGAAGAUGCAAAGGAGUCUCAGCGUAGUGGGAAUGUAGCUGAACUGGCUCUGAAAGCUACUCUGGUGGAGAGCUCUACUUCAGGUUUCACUCCUGGUGGAGGAGGCUCUUCAGUCUCCAUGAUUGCCAGUAGAAAGCCAACAGACGGUGCUUCCUCAUCAAAUUGUGUGACUGAUAUUUCUCACCUCGUCAGAAAGAAGAGGAAACCAGAGGAAGAGAGUCCCCGGAAAGACGAUGCAAAGAAAGCCAAACAAGAGCCGGAGGUGAACGGAGGCAGUGGGGAUGCUGUCCCCAGUGGAAAUGAAGUUUCGGAAAACAUGGAGGAGGAGGCUGAGAAUCGGGCUGAAAGCCGGGCGGCAGUGGAGGGGACAGUGGAGGCUGCAGCUACAGUUGAAAGCACUGCAUGUUAAGAGGGGGCACAGCCCUCCUCCCAAGGGAAAGUGUUUUUGUAUAUAAUGUAUUUUUUCACUUUUGGAGGAUUCUUUUUGUAUAACUUCAAUAAAGAUUGUAAGCAAA